Naegleria fowleri is the source of this 2511-nucleotide messenger RNA. RefSeq lists its product as uncharacterized. NCBI's taxonomy places the organism in Eukaryota, Heterolobosea, Eutetramitea, Acrasida, Naegleriidae. The coding region runs from base 1 to 2511 and encodes 836 amino acids. The transcript is spliced from 4 exons. The record is from RefSeq and is a predicted model, not a curated record.
AUGAACGUGCAGCACCAAGACCUUCCUCCGGAGGUAGGUGCUUGUGCAGCAGAAGCGAUUUCAAUUUCUUCGUCGUCUCACCUUCAUCAUGAUAUCUUUGUACAAAAUUUGUCGGAGUCUCAUGGACACAAUAAACAGUCCAUAACACAAUUCUCAAAGGAAAAAGCCACAAUCAGUCCAAAAUUAAAUCAUAUGGAUCCAAAAGAGAAGCAAAAUUUUCGAAACAAGAUGCCAUGUAUACAAUGUCCAUUCCCUCUGUGGAUAUGGAUUCAAUCUUCGUUAUCGUCAGUUAAGGAUGGUGUUGUAAGAUCAUGUAAAUCUAUGCCUCCUCUCGUUACCAUCAUGAAUGUCCUGGUUGUCUUUUUCUUGCUUCAACUCUUCAUUAGUGUGGGUACAGUAAUAAUUGUGAUCGGUAAUGAAGGUGCAAGGUGGAUCCGAACUGCGGAAGCAAUGGCUCACGAACAAGCAUUCCAAAAAGUAAAGAAUGCACUCUUUAAUUUUAUAGCACCCUCGGAAGUGGUCAUAACAACCUUCCAUAAUCAUUUUCCUUCGUUUGGGCUAGACCCUUCCUGCCACACCACUUGGGCUAAAUUGUUCGCAUUGGCAAGCAUUCAGGAUCCACAUAUCAAAAACAUGUAUUUUGGGGAUAAACAGAAACGUUGGUCACAAUUUCAGAGAGGGCAAGAAAGCUCAAGCUUUGUGACUAUUCCCUGUUUUGGACCCAAUUCAUUCCUCUCACUCUCCCAGGUUACAGAAUGCCAAUUGUCACACUUAAAGUAUAACGUCAGCAACACUGGAGUUAUCCUUUCGUCAGAAUUUAUAUAUGAAAAUGAUAAUCUUAAGGAUGUCACAAGCAUGGAGUGGUAUCAACUCAUUACUCAAUCGUUCAAUAUUUCAUCCCAAAAGGGUUUUGAAAAUGUGAUACAUUUGCCACUUAGACAAAAGUACUCCAUGUGGAGUGAUGUUGUUGAAAGUUCUAAAGAACUCUCUACAUUUGUAUCGCUGUUGGUACGAGAUCCAGUGAAUGGUUCAUUUGUGGGGGUGGCCGCUCUUGAGUAUGGCCUUGCUGAAUUACACGACUACAUGUCAAGUGUUUUAGACAUACCUCAUGCAGUAAUAGUGCUUGACAAAUGUAACCAUAUUUUGGCAGCAUCUUUAAAACUAAGUGCUUUUUCUUCCUUUGAGCCAUCAUUAACCACCAUUCAAACCUUUCCACAUGAUUUCAAUAAUCAUUCAUUAUUCCAGAAAAUAUUUCAUGAAAUACAAGAGGAAGAAGAAUCGUUUCGAUUCAAUCACACAAAUGUGAAACUCACUGUGCAAAAUAGACUCAACGGAACGACAGUUUUAUACGACUACUCGAUCAGUAUUAUUAUUUCCGACAAUAUUGUUUUGAAAGCCAUUGUAAUUACUGAACAUUUUCAAUUUUUUGUAUCUACCAUUAACAAUAGUGUCACAGGAUGGAUCAUUUUAAUUCUGAUUUUAAGUCUUUGUAUUGUGGUUUUGUUGAUUGUAUUGAAGACCAUUACGCAUCCUUUACAUCGGUUGAGUAAGAAAAUGACAAAUAUGCUCCAUUUGGAUCGAGCUUUAUCUGUGAAAGUUGAGCCCUCUUCACUGCUCGGUGAUGUCAAAAUCAUGGAAACAGCAUUGGAGAAAUUUCGAAAAGCAUUGUUGUAUUUUUCCUUGAUUAUUCCUGAGCAUAUUGUGAGAAACAUUCUUACCGUGCAAGAUGAAUCAGAAUUGUUUUCACCUAAAAGGCAGUUUAUGAGUUUGAUAGUUCUUGAACUGAAUGGUUUUAAUGAAUUUCAACAACAUGUUGGAAACGCUGUUUUUAGCAACGUUUUAAGGAAACUCAUAACAGAAGUUACAACCGCAAUACAUUACAAUGAAGGAUUCGUAUUGGAUAUGUCCAUUAAGAAUGGGAUUAAAUUAUUUGCUUGUUGGAACGAUGAGUCUGCUCCCAUUGAAAACCAUGAGAUUAGAGCAACAGCAGCAACUUUGGAAAUCAACAAGAUGAUUGACGACAGUAUUGAGAUGAUAAAGCAUGAGUGGAAUCAUCCAACACUUCAUCUUUCGUUUAGAACAGCAAUUGCAACAGGAUUCAUAGAUAUUGGUUUGAUUGGAUCCAUCAACUCGAGAAUUAAUAUCGCAUGCUUUGGAGAGGUAGUGGCUGUUGGUGACCUUCUUCUUGAACAAUGCGGAAACAAUGAAGUGGUACUCUGUGAAAACGUUUACAGGAAAGUGCAACACAUGUUUCUAUGCUAUUUUCUGCAAAAACUUCCAUACCAAUCCACCUUACGCAAUGAAAAAUAUAGCGAAAUGAAUGUUUAUGUAUUGAAAAAGUACUUGAAAGAAUCAAACGGUGCAGUCAUUAUGCCUUUAGAUGAUUACUUGAUUGGAGAGGCAAGAUUGUAUCAAUUCUAUCCUUCUGGAGAGAGCGAUACGGAAAAGAAGGUGAAAGCUUUACUGGAAAAGAAGAUUGCUCUCUACAAUGAACAACAAAAUCAAAAGUAA